CCUUUUAUAAGUCAUGCGAUCAGGUAUUGACGUCAUUCAAAGAUCCGCUGAAUUCCUGCAGAAAUGAGAAGCUAUAAAAUGUUAGGAUGAGGCAGGACAGCAGACACCUGCGUGGAAACACCUGCAAAGAUGAAUUUUCUGACAAUAAUAGCUGUUGCUGUGUGCGUCCUUGCACCAGGUGCUUAUUGUGAGUCAUCCACCGUAGCGUGGUGCUACCAUGAUCCAAGCUGCAGUGACAGCACCUGGCCGACCAUCGCCCCGCUGCACUGCAACGGGACGCGUCAGUCGCCCAUCAACAUCGUGUCUGCCAACGCCACGGAGGACAAGAACCUGACGGAGUUCACCUUCGAGGGAUAUGACAACAAAUCCGCCUUGGCCACAAUUCAGAACACCGGAGACACUGUCAAAGUGACCUUCAAUACUGGCAUCAAGAUCUCAGGAGGAGGCCUGUCUGAGAGCUACGAAAGCCUGCAGGCCCACCUUCACUGGGGAAAAGGCACGGCUGAACCCGGAUCAGAACACACUGUGGACGGCAAGCGCUUCCCCAUGGAGCUUCACAUUGUAAACAGCAAGUCGACCUACAACCGGAACGCCACCCUUGCUGUGAAGGAUUCUGAAGGACUCGCUGCUCUCGGUUUCUUUAUUGAGGAGCUGACAGGUGUAGAUGAUCAGCCAGCCAGCUGGAAGACUUUGACCUCCUACUUCUCAAAUAUCUCAAAUGCUGGUGUGAUUAUCAAAAUCCCAGAUAAUAUUUCUCUAGACGAUCUCCUUUCUGGCGUGAACCGAGCCAAUUACUAUCGCUACCUCGGUUCCCUGACCACUCCCACCUGUGACGAGGCCGUAGUUUGGACCGUGUUCAAAGAACCGAUUAAAGUCAGCAAAAACUUGAUCGACCUCUUCAGCACAAGCCUGCUCAUCAAAGACUCCACUUCUCUGAUGGUUGAUGUGUAUCGAAGCACCCAGCCGUCACAGCCGGUCUCAACGCAGCCGAAGGCAAGCUCCUCCACCAAAUCUGGCUACUCUCUGGCUCUGAUGACCUUUGCCCUCAUAAUGGCGAGAUAUUAAAACAAAAGCUAGUGUGGAAGGUCAACUUUUGGGUAAAACAUGCAUAAAAUGCCAAACCUCACAUGUUGCAGGUUUUGUAUGUGUGUAGAAUGAAAAGACUCGCCUGUCUUGAACUGACCAUGCAACACAAAUGCAUUUAUUUUUUUACUCGUUUAUUCUUGUGGUUCUUCUUGCACUUUGCUGAAACGCCUGCGUGUUUAAAUUGCACUUAAAUCGAGCCUGAAACCGGUUUUAGUUUGUGAUGAAGGUUUAAAGUGUUACUCUGGUUUAUGAAGAACUUGAAUUUAUCCUGUUUGUUCUCUGGCACAUUGUGUACAAUCAUUGAAGAUAAAAACCUUUUCAAUAAAAUAUUUGUCAAUGA
This is a messenger RNA of Xiphophorus couchianus (Monterrey platyfish), 1426 nucleotides long. Its product is annotated as carbonic anhydrase 4-like. NCBI's taxonomy places the organism in Eukaryota, Metazoa, Chordata, Actinopteri, Cyprinodontiformes, Poeciliidae. Bases 130 to 1065 code for a protein of 311 amino acids. The record is from RefSeq and is a predicted model, not a curated record. Gene Ontology annotation, molecular function: carbonate dehydratase activity; zinc ion binding. The transcript is spliced from 9 exons. Gene Ontology annotation, cellular component: plasma membrane.